GAAACCGUCUUCUUCUUCCUCGUCUUUUCGUCUGGACCACUCCUCAUCUCCUGCACGCAGGCACACAUACCGCACGAACCCGCUUUGACAUCGACCCCAUCGACCCAUCGACUCAUCGCCGUGGGUCCGUAGGACUUCUUUUUCCCAUUACCCGCUCAGGCGCCCCCCGGCCCAGCCGCACGCUCGGAUUUUGUGAGAAACGAGAGCACGGAUCUGCAGGGUUUCCCCUGGCUACCAGCCCGCCGGAUAGCCUAUCCGAAGUUGAUUCGCCCCCAAGUAGUGGCGUGCUUUAGGAAACACACUUGGGAGAGCCCACAUCCCAGUAGUUCCCGUGGCCUCCUUUAAUCCUUCUCGCGCACCACCCCGUGAAGAAGGGGGAAGACAUUCACCAACUAGCAUAACUACAACGACAUACACAACGAAAGCCUCCUUCCGCUUAGUAUGGCUAGCCAGGAGAACCACGACGGCACUGCCGCCGCCGCCGGCACUGGCGCUGUCCAGACCCACCAAGUCAUCAUCGUGGGCGGCGGCAUCACGGGCCUCACCAUGGCGCUGAUGCUCCAGCGCCUGGGCAUCGACUACAUCCUGCUCGAGGCGUACGGCAGCGUGACCCCACAGCACGGCGCGAGCGUCGGGCUCUACCCCAACGGGCUGCGCAUCCUCGACCAGCUGGGCCUGUUCGAGGGGGUGCAGGCCGCCGCGGUGACGACGAGGUACGCCGUAUGGCGCGACGCGACCAAGGGCGGGAAGCGGAUGAUGACCCGCUCGGCCAGCGACGUGAUCAAGGCCCGGCACGGGUACGCCAACCUCUUCCUAGCGCGGCACGACCUACUGAAUGUGCUGUACGGCGGGAUCGAGGACAAGGAGCGGCUGCUGGUGAACAAGCGGGUGACGAAGGUGGACAGCCUGGAGGACUGUGCGAGGGUGCAUACGACCGACGGGACUGUGUAUGAGGGCCAGAUCGUCGUCGGGGCGGACGGCGUGAGGAGUUUUGUGAGGCAGGAGAUGUGGCGGCACGCAGGGGAGCAAGAGCAGAAGCAGACCCAGACUCCCACGACGACGACGACGACGACGACGACGACGACGUCAGAAAAGGCCAGCAAGAAGAAACAGCAAUCAAAGUCAUCAUCACCGUUCGCCAUCCCCGCCUCCGACAAGGGCGACGUCCCCUGCGAACACGCCUGCAUCUUCGGCACCGCCAGGCCCAAGCCGGGCUUCCACCCGGGCGACAUGCAGGCGGUAUGCGGCACCCGCACGACCACGGGCCUCAUGUGUGCCGCCAACGGCGACAUCUUCUUCUUCUGGUUCUGGACCCUUCCCGCCCCGGACAACAAGUGCCCCAUCACGGCGAUCCCGCGCAUCACCGAGGAGGACAAGCAGCGUGAGCUCGAGCGGUGCAAGGACACCAUCGUCACCGACGACGGCAUGAAGCUCGGCGAGGUCCUCGCCGACGUGAAAUUCAGCGGCGUCACGGCGCUGCCGCACUUUGUGCUCGAGCGCUGGCACGCCGGCAGGUUGGUUCUGAUUGGCGACUCCGCGCACAAAUUCAACCCCCUUGUCGGCCAGGGCGGCAACAGCUGCUUCGAGAGCUGUGCGGCGCUGGUCAAUGAGCUCCAGACACAUGUGCUGGGUCCGAAGGGCCAGUCGGAGAAGGUCAGCAGCUCGUCCUCUGCCUGGUCGCUCCCGGCGCUGCACGCGGCCUUCUCCGCGGUCGAGGAGGAGCGCAUCCCCCGCGUCAAGGAGAUGGUGGAGCGGUCCCAGGUGGCCAUGCGCCGCGUGGCGUGGGAGUCGUGGAAGCCAAAGGUUCUCCAGCGGUACAUUGCUCCCUUACUGCCCCUGAACAAGGUUGUCGACUUUUACAGCUGGUUCAUCACUCCCGGCAUCAGGCUGCGCGGUGAGAGCUUCAGCCCGCCGCCCGCUUUGGACCAUAGCAUCCCGUAUGAGGAUGAGAAGAAGGCACCUCAUGCUGCGGUUGCUGCUGUCGCGGCCUGAAAUAGUGGCGAAGGGGGAACGGCAGACCGGCCAAAGCCCUGUGGCGAGUAAUGCAGUAGAGGCGUGAUGCAUCCGAGGCUGGUGGCAUAUUAUGCACUUUCUUCUCCGCGCGAGUUCUAUACCUGUCCCUUUGACAAUUGUUUUGUGCUUCACUUUUGCUUUCAGCGUCUACAUACCUAUUUAGACCACCGUCACCACCACACAGACAUAGUGUGCGAACAGCCAGAUUUCCUUGAACAAUUCCAUUUUCUGCUUCUCGCUCCUCAAUCUGUCGGCUCGCUGAGUGUGUCCAUGAAAGGCAUCGUGCUGUCGAGACAAUAUGCGCCACGAGUCGCAAACGUGUCUUAUCUUUGUCUCCACUUGGCCUUGCCUCGCCAUGUCUUGAGUGCCUAUGUCUGAGUCUUCUGGCCAGCUCAGAAAGUCGACUCGGUCAAGAGACGUUGUCUCAACUAAGCCGAAAGGACAUGUCUCCUCA
Molecule: messenger RNA, 2467 nt
Organism: Microdochium trichocladiopsis
Lineage: Eukaryota; Fungi; Ascomycota; Sordariomycetes; Xylariales; Microdochiaceae
Exons: 1
Coding region: 442-1992 (516 amino acids)
Molecular function (GO): FAD binding
Source: RefSeq, a predicted model, not a curated record